AUGCUUCCUGAAGAUUGGGUUUCAUGCUUGGUGAAGAAAGCAGAGGAUGCAUCUAAAAUGCUCAAACUUCAUGUUAUGCCUAGAACUUCCCUGCAAUGGUGCUCCUGUUUCAGUUCACUGGCCGGAGACAUUCAACAUGGGAAUUUGAAGCAUUUCCAGCAGCACUGGGUCAAAGGUGAGCCAGUGAUUGUGAGUGAUGUGCUUGAACAUACAUCUGGUUUGAGUUGGGAACCAAUGGUUAUGUGGCGUGCAUUCAGACAGAUAACACAUUCUCAGCAUUCUAAGCAUUUAGAUGUUGUGGCCAGUGAUUGCUUGGAUUGGAGUGAGACUAAGGAAACAGAUCUUUGCACUUUCAACAUGAACAGCAGCAGCAUGAACUCCCCAAAGAGGAAGAGAAGGAAACAGUUUGCAUGUGAAGUUGAUCUAUAUGGUGAUCUAAAUGGUAUUGUGUAUAAGAAGCUAGAUGAAGAAUGUCAUUCUGCUUUUUCAUCAGAAGAAGACAUCAACAUUGUGGGGGAUGAAGCAUAUAGUAGGACAAGAAAAGGUCCUCAAAAUAGAAAGAGGAAGAGAAGGAAACAGUUUGCAUGUGAAGUUGAUCUAUAUGGUGAUCUAAAUGGUAUUGUGUAUAAGAAGCUAGAUGAAGAAUGUCAUUCUGCUUUUUCAUCAGAAGAAGACAUCAACAUUGUGGGGGAUGAAGCAUAUAGUAGGACAAGAAAAGGUCCUCAAAAUAGAAAGAGGAAGAGAAGGAAACAGUUUGCAUGUGAAGUUGAUCUAUAUGGUGAUCUAAAUGGUAUUGUGUAUAAGAAGCUAGAUGAAGAAUGUCAUUCUGCUUUUUCAUCAGAAGAAGACAUCAACAUUGUGGGGGAUGAAGCAUAUAGUAGGACAAGAAAAGGUCCUCAAAAUAGAAAGAGGAAGAGAAGGAAACAGUUUGCAUGUGAAGUUGAUCUAUAUGGUGAUCUAAAUGGUAUUGUGUAUAAGAAGCUAGAUGAAGAAUGUCAUUCUGCUUUUUCAUCAGAAGAAGACAUCAACAUUGUGGGGGAUGAAGCAUAUAGUAGGACAAGAAAAGGUCCUCAAAAUAGAAAGAGGAAGAGAAGGAAACAGUUUGCAUGUGAAGUUGAUCUAUAUGGUGAUCUAAAUGGUAUUGUGUAUAAGAAGCUAGAUGAAGAAUGUCAUUCUGCUUUUUCAUCAGAAGAAGACAUCAACAUUGUGGGGGAUGAAGCAUAUAGUAGGACAAGAAAAGGUCCUCAAAAUAGAAAGAGGAAGAGAAGGAAACAGUUUGCAUGUGAAGUUGAUCUAUAUGGUGAUCUAAAUGGUAUUGUGUAUAAGAAGCUAGAUGAAGAAUGUCAUUCUGCUUUUUCAUCAGAAGAAGACAUCAACAUUGUGGGGGAUGAAGCAUAUAGUAGGACAAGAAAAGGUCCUCAAAAUAGAAAGAGGAAGAGAAGGAAACAGUUUGCAUGUGAAGUUGAUCUAUAUGGUGAUCUAAAUGGUAUUGUGUAUAAGAAGCUAGAUGAAGAAUGUCAUUCUGCUUUUUCAUCAGAAGAAGACAUCAACAUUGUGGGGGAUGAAGCAUAUAGUAGGACAAGAAAAGGUCCUCAAAAUAGAAAGAGGAAGAGAAGGAAACAGUUUGCAUGUGAAGUUGAUCUAUAUGGUGAUCUAAAUGGUAUUGUGUAUAAGAAGCUAGAUGAAGAAUGUCAUUCUGCUUUUUCAUCAGAAGAAGACAUCAACAUUGUGGGGGAUGAAGCAUAUAGUAGGACAAGAAAAGGUCCUCAAAAUAGAAAGAGGAAGAGAAGGAAACAGUUUGCAUGUGAAGUUGAUCUAUAUGGUGAUCUAAAUGGUAUUGUGUAUAAGAAGCUAGAUGAAGAAUGUCAUUCUGCUUUUUCAUCAGAAGAAGACAUCAACAUUGUGGGGGAUGAAGCAUAUAGUAGGACAAGAAAAGGUCCUCAAAAUAGAAAGAGGAAGAGAAGGAAACAGUUUGCAUGUGAAGUUGAUCUAUAUGGUGAUCUAAAUGGUAUUGUGUAUAAGAAGCUAGAUGAAGAAUGUCAUUCUGCUUUUUCAUCAGAAGAAGACAUCAACAUUGUGGGGGAUGAAGCAUAUAGUAGGACAAGAAAAGGUCCUCAAAAUAGAAAGAGGAAGAGAAGGAAACAGUUUGCAUGUGAAGUUGAUCUAUAUGGUGAUCUAAAUGGUAUUGUGUAUAAGAAGCUAGAUGAAGAAUGUCAUUCUGCUUUUUCAUCAGAAGAAGACAUCAACAUUGUGGGGGAUGAAGCAUAUAGUAGGACAAGAAAAGGUCCUCAAAAUAGAAAGAGGAAGAGAAGGAAACAGUUUGCAUGUGAAGUUGAUCUAUAUGGUGAUCUAAAUGGUAUUGUGUAUAAGAAGCUAGAUGAAGAAUGUCAUUCUGCUUUUUCAUCAGAAGAAGACAUCAACAUUGUGGGGGAUGAAGCAUAUAGUAGGACAAGAAAAGGUCCUCAAAAUAGAAAGAGGAAGAGAAGGAAACAGUUUGCAUGUGAAGUUGAUCUAUAUGGUGAUCUAAAUGGUAUUGUGUAUAAGAAGCUAGAUGAAGAAUGUCAUUCUGCUUUUUCAUCAGAAGAAGACAUCAACAUUGUGGGGGAUGAAGCAUAUAGUAGGACAAGAAAAGGUCCUCAAAAUAGAAAGAGGAAGAGAAGGAAACAGUUUGCAUGUGAAGUUGAUCUAUAUGGUGAUCUAAAUGGUAUUGUGUAUAAGAAGCUAGAUGAAGAAUGUCAUUCUGCUUUUUCAUCAGAAGAAGACAUCAACAUUGUGGGGGAUGAAGCAUAUAGUAGGACAAGAAAAGGUCCUCAAAAUAGAAAGAGGAAGAGAAGGAAACUGCCUGCAAUUUUUCAAAGCAAGUGCGAGAAACUGAGAAAAGAUAAUUCUGAGAAGGUAAACAGAGGCCAUCAAAUUACAGCUGAAGCUUCUGAAAGGAGUGAAGUGAAAAAACUGGACCAAGGCAAAAGUGGGAAGAGUGCCGAAUAUUCAAAUGCAGGAACAAUGUUGGAUGGGCUGGAACAUGCAGAUGGUGGUUCUGUAUGGGAUGUUUUUAGGAGACAAGAUGUUCCUAAGCUACAAGAAUAUCUUAAAAAGCACUUCCGGGAGUUCAGGCAUAUCCACUGUUCUCCAUUGCAGCAGGUUGUUCACCCCAUUCAUGACCAGACUUUCUAUUUUACUCUUGAGCACAAAAGAAAGCUGAAGGAAGAAUACGGAAUUGAACCAUGGACUUUUGUGCAAAAACUUGGAGAUGCAGUUUUUAUUCCUGCCGGUUGUCCUUAUCAAGUUAGAAACUUGAAGUCAUGCAUAAAGGUUGACCUUGACUUUGUCUCACCUGAAAAUUUAAGCGAGUGUAUUCGUUUAUCCGAGGAGGUCCGUUUGCUCCCUGAAAAUCAUAGAGCCAAAGAAGACAAGUUGGAGGUAGACCAUAUGACUAUUUCUCUAUAAUGUCAUCCGGAUUAUUUCUCUAUAAUGUCAUCCGGACUAUAUGUUGGCUUUUUCAACUAGGUAUUGGAAUGCCACAGAUUUUGCAUAUAUUUGACUUUGCUAAUCAGUUAAGACUCUACUUUUAAACUGGACCAAGUUAUUCCUCUCUAUCAAAUUUUAUCCAUUACUUUUCUAGUAUUACAUAUUUGCUUGCAUUUAGAUAAAAGGGUCUUACCUAAACAUUCAAAUGGAUUAUUGUUUUAAUUAAUUUCCCAUUCCGGUACCAUUUUUCUUAAUUUCUCGAAAAAUGUUUUCUAAUUAUUAAGUUUGUCAUAAUUAUGCCUCUUAAAAUUGUGUUUGUAGAUAUUUGUGAUGUAUUGACCACAAAAGAAUAUUUGUAUGUGAUUCUAAAAUCAGCUAAUAUCAUAAAUGUAUCACAAGCAUCACAUAUGUUAAACAUUAUAUUGGUGUAGGGAUCCUACUCCAACCAUCAAAAUUCACUCUAUCAGCAUUGACAUAUAUCACAAGAUCCUAAGAAGCAUGGACACACGACACGAUAAGGACACAUAGACACACGGAAAUUUUCAAAAUAUGUAGGACAUGACACGUGCAACAUUGACACAGCGUUAGUGUAAGAAUGAACUAGAUAUCGUUCUAGUAGACGAAACAGGGACUUGAUAUCGUUCUAGCAGACGAGAAUUCUUGAAUCCACAAGAACACCCUUGAAUCCACAAGGAAAAUAGAAGAAAAACUUUUUAAAAUAUUAUUGAUUGAAUGCCUCCAUUACAUAUGCUUGUAGGCUUAUUUAUAAUAAACUAAACGUAAUACUUGUAGGAAAAGUAAUUCUAAAAUAAACUAGGAAAUUUAAAUCAAUACAAAUUAGAAAACCUAAAAAAAUAGUAAAUUAAAAUUCUAAACUAUUUAAAAUCCUUGUCAAAAUCUAAUUCCAAAAUAAUAAAAUUAAGAAAUAUAAAAAUUAUAUAAUUUUGUUCUACAUCAUACUCCUCUUCUUUAAAAGAACUCGUCCUUGAGUUUCAACUACAGAUCUGUCAUCUUCCAUGACAAAUAAAGAGAUAU
Molecule: messenger RNA, 4503 nt
Organism: Camellia sinensis
Lineage: Eukaryota; Viridiplantae; Streptophyta; Magnoliopsida; Ericales; Theaceae
Source: RefSeq, a predicted model, not a curated record